AUGGAUGUUACUUCUUUCUCCACUGUACAACCCAGAUUCUGUUACUCAUCCUCUGUUCCAGAAUCGUCUCGAUUUAGAGGAGUCAAAGUUCACUUACGGGACCAAUCUCUUGUUCCUGCUCAAUUGAGCAUACAAAGAACAAGAAGAAGAACACCUCGUAAUUUGGUUUCGUGUAGUCAGAAGAGAGAUGUCACUGUCGUUGAUGGAAGUUGUAUGGAUGAGAUAUAUGAUAAGUUGGCGGAGCGUCUUGUUCCUACAUCAGCAGCAAUGUUCAGCCCCAAUGUUAAACGUUUGGUUGGUUUGGCGGGUCCUCCUGGUGCCGGGAAAAGCACGUUAGCAUAUGAACUUGUACAUCGUAUAAAUAGGUUGUGGCCUCAGAAAGCUGCUUCUUUUGAUGCUGAGGUUAAGCCUCCUGAUGUUGCUACUGUGCUUCCUAUGGAUGGCUUCCACUUGUAUCGUUCCCAGCUUGAUGCCAUGGAGGAUCCCAAAGAAGCCCAUGCGAGAAGAGGAGCUCCAUGGACUUUUAAUCCUGCAUUGUUGCUCAACUGUUUAAAGAAGCUGAGAGACGAGGGCUCAGUUUAUGUGCCAUCAUUCGAUCAUGGAGUUGGAGAUCCAGUUGAAGACGAUAUCUUUGUUAGCCUCCAGCAUAAAGUGGUGAUUGUAGAGGGAAACUAUUUGCUGUUAGAAGAAGGAACUUGGAAAGACAUCUCUAAUAUGUUUGAUGAGAAGUGGUUCAUUGAUGUCAAUCUCGACACAGCCAUGCAACGUGUUGAAGCCCGACAUAUCUCAACCGGUAUGCACACAGUUUUCUUUUUGAUUCUUCAAAGACUUUCUGUGACCAUAUGUUUUGUUUUAUUCGUUAUAGGUAAACCACUGGACGUUGCUAAAUGGCGGAUUGAUUAUAACGACAGGCCUAACGCAGAGCUGAUAGUCAAGUCAAAGACGAAUGCGGAUGUACUAAUCAGAUCCAUCAGUUUUUGA
Molecule: messenger RNA, 981 nt
Organism: Eruca vesicaria subsp. sativa (arugula)
Lineage: Eukaryota; Viridiplantae; Streptophyta; Magnoliopsida; Brassicales; Brassicaceae
Source: the annotation of a GenBank genome assembly